Molecule: messenger RNA, 4476 nt
Organism: Coregonus clupeaformis (lake whitefish)
Lineage: Eukaryota; Metazoa; Chordata; Actinopteri; Salmoniformes; Salmonidae
Product: desmoglein-2
Biological process (GO): homophilic cell-cell adhesion
Cellular component (GO): plasma membrane; desmosome
Molecular function (GO): calcium ion binding
Source: RefSeq, a predicted model, not a curated record
UGCACUGAAAGAAGUCUCUCACCCGCGUCCGCUAUUAUAACGCCGAGGACUCGCUUGUGGAUAUACCUAGGAUUCUAGCUCAGGUGUUUGGAUUUUGGGACAUUCUUCCGGUCAUGAAUCGGGUUUCUUUGCCCGCCGCUGCUCUUUUGCUACUUGCAUUCACGCAGGUUUUAGUGUCUGUGGCUGUGGUGGAGGCACGUCGCUCUGAUGGGCUAAGGAGACACAAGAGGGAAUGGAUCAUCCCACCACAGAAACUAGAAGAAAAUGUAGACUACACCAAGAAAGAGUUUAUCGCCAAGAUCCGGUCAGAUUCAGAUGAUGGGACUGGUAAUGUGCAGUACUCUCUAAAUGGGGUGGGAGCUUCUAAAUACCCCUUACACCUGUUCACAGUGAACCCUGACACCGGCUUUGUACGCAUCAGUGGUAUCCUGAACCGGGAGAUUAUCGCCAUGUACAAUUUGACAGGCACCGCUAAGUUCACUGAUGGCAGUGAAGCAGAGAAGAACAUUGAUUUGAGGAUCCAAGUUGUGGAUCAAAAUGACAACCCUCCUGUGUUCGGUGAUAUUAAACCAGGAGAGGUGUUCGAGCUCAGCCCAACAGACACUUUCGUCAUGAAGGUGGCUGCGACAGACGCUGACGAACCAGGGAAUGAGAACUCUCAGAUUGCCUACACCUUAAUUAAUCAGAAGCCUCCAGGAGACAGCAUGUUCUACAUCACCAGAGAAGGAGACCUCAGAGUAAAACGGCCCACACUGGACAGAGAGGUGCAGGACUGGUACACGCUGACAGUGAAAGGUACAGAUCUGAACGGUAGACCAGAGGGCAACACCGGCACCGGAACCUUUAGAGUCAACAUCAAGGAUGUGAACGACAACCCUCCCACUCUGGAGAAAGAUGAGUAUGAGGGCAGUAUUGAGGAGAACACAGAGAACGUGGAGGUGAUGAGGUUCAAGGUGGAGGACAGGGACUUGGAGAACACUCCUAACUGGGUGUCUCAGUUUGAAAUCGUCAAGGGCAACGAGGCUGGCUACUUCAGCAUUGAGACAGACCCCAAGACAAACGAGGGAGUUCUGAUGCUCAGGAAGGGUGUAGACUAUGAAGACGUCAAAAACCUUGAGCUGGGAAUAGCCGUAGCUAACCAGGCUCCACCCUAUAAUGGUGGAGGAGGAGGAGGAGGGGGUGGAGGAGGAUGGGCUGCAGGAGGAGGAGGAGGAGGAGGAGGAGGAGGAGGAGGAGGAGGAGGAGGAGGAGGAGGAGGAGCAGGAGCAGGAGCAGGUGGAGGAGGUGGAGGAUUGUGGUCUGGUGGUGGAGGUUCUACAUGGAAGACCUACCCAGUGAAGAUCGCUGUGAAGAACCAGCCAGAGGGGCCACGCUUCGACCCCAAGGUCAAGGCUAUCCCCAUCUCAGAGGGAGGAGACUUCAAGAUCAACACGGUGAUCGGCUCCUACCCUGCCAUCGACGGAGACACACGGAUGCCUGCACAGAACGUCAGGUAUGCUAAGGGCUCUGACCCAGACAACUGGCUGACCAUUGAUGAGUUGACUGGCGAUAUUAAACUCAAUAAGAUGCCUGACAGAGAGUCCAAGUUCCUGGUCAACGGGACAUACUACGCCAAGAUUCUCUGCAUGACCCAAGACAUGCCCUCUAAGACAGCCACGGGUACGGUAGCCAUCCAGGUGGAGGACUUUAACGACCACUGCCCCACGCUGACCAGUAAUGUUCAGACCAUGUGUAUGACAGCCAAUGCUGUUACCGUGACCGCAGUGGACAAGGAUGCGUUCCCCAACGGUGCCCCCUUCACCUUCACCAUCAUCCCAGAGGGAACAGAGGGAGUGUGGGUGGUCGAGCAUCUAAACGACACCUCGACCAUCCUGAGGUCCCAAGAUUUGUGGCCGGGCUCCUACGCAGUUGCCAUGGAGAUCCGCGACCAGCAGGGGCACGCGUGUCCCGACCUGCAGAAGCUAAAGGUAGAUGUCUGCACGUGUACAGACAUUGGGAAGGCGUGCGCCACACGAGGAGAUAAGGGCUCUACCGGGGCAGUGCUAGGGCCUGCAGCACUCGGACUGCUCUUCCUGGGUCUGCUGAUGCUACUGCUGAUCCCUCUCCUGCUGUUGUUCUGUAAGUGUGGGGGUGCCGGAGGUCUUCCAGGGGGCUUCACUGAGAUGCCCUUUGACGCCAAGGCACAACUCAUCUCCUACCACACUGAGGGACAGGGGGAGAACACGGAAGUGCCUCUGCUGAACGCACCAGUUCAGGUCGACACAGGAAGGGUCAAAAUGGCCACCGCGGGAACCAUAGCAGCAACGGCCGGAGGGGCGGGGCUUAUGAUGGUUGGUGGUCAGUUCCAGAACUCCUCCUCCACGAUGGGGGGGGGAUUCUACCACUCAGACGGCCGUAUGGAGCUGGGAUAUAUGAAUGGAGGAGAGAUGAUUGGCCAGGAGCAAGGAGGGGCCUUUUACUCUGAGUAUGAGAGCAGAGAGGGAGGAGGAGCCUAUGAAGGCAUCGCCCUGCCUGAUCACUACCUGGAGGAGUACUACUCUCAGAAAGCUCACUGUGCAGCUGAGAACCACGUCCAGAAGGACAGUAUGUUGGUGUAUGACUAUGAGGGUCAGGGCUCUCCUGUGGGCUCGGUGGGAUGCUGCAGCCUCCUGGAAUCUGACAAUGACCUCCAGUUCCUCAAUGACCUGGGGCCAAAGUUCAAGACCCUGGCCGAGGUGUGCCGCGGGGAGAGGUUCCAAACCGAAGUCUCCGCCCCUCCGCCACCCAGACCCGUCAUCUCCAUGCCAACAGCAGCCAGCAGUGUGACGACCAAUGUGGCGUCCAGAGUGGUUUCCGCCGCCCCGGUCCCAGCCCCAGCACCGCCCCCUGCCCCGGCCCAGGUGACACACAUAGAGAGGGCUGUGGUGAGGGAGUCAGAUCGUUCAGAUCGGUCGGCUACUCUGAGGCAGGACAUAGUGGGAGGAAGCCAGGGCCAGACCUUCCUACUGCAGCAGCAGCCUAUGUACUACACCACCAUGCAGCCUAUGAUGCAGCCCAAGAUGCAGCAGAUGCACUAUGUAGUGGAGCAACAGGUUCCCAACAUGCAGGGCAUGAUAGUGGUCAACGGGCCUCCGUCAGGCUCGGCCCAGGGCCUGGUGCUGCAGGCGCAGCAGGUGGUGACCGGUACCCAGGCUCAGGGCACCCUUGGCAGGGGAGAGGGAGGCAUGGUGGUGUUGGAGAGGAGUGGGGCUGGAGGCCACGGAGGGUUGGAGGGAGGCCUGAUCCAUAUAGGGAACAUGUCUGGUUCUCAGGGUAUGAUGGUGGUGGAUGGUCCGGUGAUGCAGGGGGGGCAGAUGCUGCAAGGUGGGCAAAUGCUGCAGGGGGGGGGCAAGUUUUUCAGGGAGGGCAAGUUCUUCAGGGGGGGCAGUUGGUACAAGGGGGUCGUCCUUCAGGGGGGUCAGGCCUGGCUGCAACAGGGGGGCUCCCUGCAGCGAGGGGGCUUAUCAGGGUCACAGAGCAUGCUGGUGAUUGAGGGACAGGGGGGUAGCAGCAGAGGUAGUGGGUUGCAGAAAGUCCAGGGAGGGGUGUCAGGGUUCUCCCAGGGGUCCAAGCAGAGGAGCGGCCUCUCUGGCUCACACAGAGUCCUCUACACCACAGAGCAGAGCUCAGCCGCAGAGUCCAGCGCAGGCUCACAGAGCGGCAUUGUGGGAUUGAAUGGGUCCUCCAGCAGUGUCAGUAAAAGCCCCGCCUCCUCCACCCGCAAGGUGGUGAUAGAGAAGAGAGUUGUGACCAAUCAGAGCAGCAGUAAAUAAGGUCUUGACCAAUAAUGUAAUACUUGUAUAAACACAAGACACAUCAAAUGCCACUGAAGCUAUUUAUUGAUGGAAAUGUCACCACCUUGGAAGUUUUGAUUUCAAUUCAGUGGUCAAGACGGGUGUAUUUUUGAGUCCUUGAAAAGCAUAUCACUCUAAGAUGUUUAGUGGGUUUUAGAAUGAGAAAGUGUUCUAUUGUUGUUAAAAAAAAUUGGGCAGUAGGCAAGUGUAAGUAUGCAGGUUCAGAAUAUUUUUUAUAGAAUGUAACCUUGUGUCUGCUUGCACAGCGAAUUCUAUCAGCCAGGCCUAUAAAACAUCCCACCUUAGUUCAACUGGGCAUUGUGUGCACGUGUGUUUGCACGUGAAUGUGAUUCAGCUUCUGCUACUUUUUCAGGUGUGGAAAAACACUGAUCCAUCUGAAAUAAUGAACUGUUUGAUUCCCUCUGAAAUAAUGAACUGUUUGAUUGUGUUAAAACACAAUAUGGUACCUUUAUUUGACUUUCUAAACCUCUGGGGAACAAUGGUUCUUCUUCUUUUUAGCUGUUAAGUAAAUUGGGUAAAUCUUGGUCGACCGAAAGGCGUCUGUUCUUUCGACCAAUACAUUGGUCAAAAUUUGUAAACGUUUAUUUUUCCAUAUAUAGACACAACCUAUGUGUUUUAAUAAAAUCAACUAUAUAUGCAUUGA